AGAAAAAGACAUUUCUUAAUAAUGAUUAAUCAGCUGUAUCUCAAAGAAGAAAGAAAAUAAUUAAGGAAAUGAGAUGCUAAGGAAACAAGGGGAAAAACAAUCUCCCAAAGGUGAACCCCGCCCAGUAAACCUUCACAGCAUUUCAUACCAUUUCCUCUUAUCCACCUGCAUAAAAGUGACCGGCCUCUCCUGGUGGCAAAGAACACCAAGGAAGGAGUCACAGGAGCAGCAGAAGAACGGCAGUGAGAGGACAUGAUGGCGCCGCGUGUUUGCCUCUGUCUCUUGGGCACAGCACUCUUCCUGAGCUUGGCAUGCGCCCGGAGUCUCAGGCGAUGUCUGGUGUCCACAGACGUGCACCACAUAGAGGAGAGCUUCCGAGACAUCAAGAGAGACAUUCAAGCCAAGGACACCUUGCAGAAUGUCACUAUCCUGGUCACAUCGGACACCCUGCACAGUAUUCAGCCCUUGGAUGUAUGCUGUGUGACCAAGAACCUCCUGGCAUUUUAUGUGGACCGGGUGUUCAAAGACCAUCGAGAGCUGAACCCCAAAAUCUUGAGAAAAAUCAGCAGCAUUGCCAACUCCUUCCUCUACAUGCAGAAGACUCUGAAACAAUGUGAGCAGACGCUGUGCCACUGCAGACAGGAAGCUGCCAAUGCAACCAGUAUGGUCCAUGACAACUAUAACCAGCUGGAAGUCCAGUCAGCUGCCAUUAAGUCUCUGGGAGAGCUUGACAUCUUUUUAGCCUGGAUCAAGAAGAAUCAUCAAGAAUCUGCCACUGUCUAAUGACCAGGAGCCUCAUUGUCCAGGAAUGACCUCCCCCCCAUGAGGCUUCCAGGGGAGUCAGCUAACAUCGAAGGGGAGGAGGGAAUGGGAAGACCUCACUUUUAUGCAAAUGAGGUUUUUUAAAAGGUAACAUUGGUUUACAGCAUUGUAUAGGAUUUAGAAGUACAGCAUCAUACCCCUCCGAUGUUUGCUAACACACCACUGCCCACUACCAACACACCCACUGUCCUCCGAUGUAUAGUCCAUCAGGCUCCGUCCACACUGCUCUCCACCACUUUCUUCCCCUCCGGUAGCCUCAAUUUUAUAGCAAAUGAGUUUUAUUGUUCAGAACCCUCCACUGAUUUAUAAUUCUGGUCCCUGUGCUGAGGCAUUAUAGUGAAAAAUCUAGAUGUGAGCUGAUCAUAUCCUGCAGCAAAUGUCCUACUGGCUGGUCCCAGGCUGUCUGAUCCCAUUUGAAAGUAGCCAGAAAACUCCUUGUAGUAUUUAUGAUAAAACAUGACUGCCUAAAGGCAGCCCUCCUGAAGGUCACAGGUCCCCUAAUUUAUUGUGAAGUUGUUUAUCCCAUGUCUGUGAUGUGAGCUGAGCGAUGUUCUGUAGUACACAUUGUACUGACCGAUUUUUCGAAAUAAAUUCUCUCCUGUA
Condylura cristata (star-nosed mole) is the source of this 1425-nucleotide messenger RNA. RefSeq names its product interleukin 19 (gene IL19). The transcript is spliced from 6 exons. Bases 253 to 783 code for a protein of 176 amino acids. Lineage: Eukaryota; Metazoa; Chordata; Mammalia; Eulipotyphla; Talpidae. The record is from RefSeq and is a predicted model, not a curated record.